Vitis riparia (riverbank grape) is the source of this 1047-nucleotide messenger RNA. RefSeq lists its product as uncharacterized. The coding region runs from base 1 to 1047 and encodes 348 amino acids. The transcript is spliced from 2 exons. The record is from RefSeq and is a predicted model, not a curated record. Lineage: Eukaryota; Viridiplantae; Streptophyta; Magnoliopsida; Vitales; Vitaceae.
AUGGCUUUGCCCUCAAGUUCAGGUUGGGCAUCACUCUCUAUAAAUCUUCUCGGUUCGAUCUUAGAUUACUUAGAGCCCAUGGAGGACUACUUCACAUUCGGUGAGGUUUGCAUUCAAUGGCAGCAUGCAGUUCGUGAAAAACUUCGACAUUUAUGCUCUAACCAUAAACGCCAUUGUCGUCUGCACCAACAAGUCCCAUUGUUAAUGGCUCCCACCGCAGAUAAUCCCAAAGAAAGGUGCUGUUUAUAUGACGUCAUGAACGGAAAAAGCCUUUGGGAGGUUCAGUUGAGGCAGGGGCGAUGGAGGUAUGAAGGGUCUUCUCAUGGCUGGUUGAUUCUGGUAAAUAAUGAUUCUUAUAAGGUAACCCUCCACAACCCAUUCUCUGGAAAACUCAUUCAUCUUCCUCCCCUCGAAAAAUCAUCAUCCCUUGAACUUUCAGGCAGAGAAAAAGACUGGGCUUAUAUUGAAGGGUUGCGGGAUGUGAAAGACAUUGUUUACAGCAAUGGGUUAUUCUAUGUAUUAGACGGACGGGGUGUGCUCUUCUCUUGUGAUGUGAGUAGUGAUUUGAAAGUGAGAAGGAUUACUUCACCCGAUAUUGAUUGUGCUCUUGUCUCAUAUUUGGUGGAAUCUCCUGAAGGAGAUCUCUUGCGGGUUAUAAAGCAUGAAAGGGGAUUUGUGAUUUAUAAGUUACAAUGGUUUUCAAAGAAUCCAGUGGAAUCUCCUGAAGGAGAUCUCUUGCAGGUCACAAAGCAUGAAGGGCGAUAUGUGAUUUAUAAGUUACAAUGGUUUUCAAAGAAACCAAGAUGGGAAGAGGUUAUGAGUUUGGGCGAUGUUGCCUUGUUUUUGGGAGACAAUCAUUCAAUUUCUGUCAUAGCUUCUGAUUUUGCGGGAUGCCGGCCAAAUUCUAUAUACUUCUGCCAACGUUAUAGUUUUUUUUCAAAUGCUGAUGGAAGUAUGUAUGUUUUCAGUCUAAGUGAUAGGACUGUUACACUGCUUUACCCACAUUCCCCACAACCUCUACUUUGGAUUUCUCCGAAAUUUGCGUGA